Molecule: messenger RNA, 2646 nt
Organism: Rhododendron vialii
Lineage: Eukaryota; Viridiplantae; Streptophyta; Magnoliopsida; Ericales; Ericaceae
Product: class V chitinase-like
Exons: 7
Coding region: 138-2444 (768 amino acids)
Biological process (GO): carbohydrate metabolic process; protein phosphorylation
Molecular function (GO): protein kinase activity; ATP binding; chitin binding
Source: RefSeq, a predicted model, not a curated record
CAAUCUAAAAAAUGCAUUGGAGACCGAAAUGGACUAUUAAUUUGGAACGGAGGGAGUAUCCUUUGAGUCCUUAGGAUGGCAGCUACAUAUAGUUCAAAGGUUCAUGAACGGUAACUCCAGGCUCUAGCCAUCUUAAAAUGUUGUUCACCAUCAUUUCCCUCCUCCUCUUUCUUCCUCCAUUAACAAGUUCUUCAGAGACCUGGAUCAAAGCAGGUUCCUGGUUUUCUGGUGGCCAAUUCCAGGUUUCCGAUAUAGACUCAACUCUGUUCACUCACAUGGCAUUUGGUUUUGCGUAUAUCAACUAUUUAACUCAUGAGCUCUAUAUCCAACCCUCUGAUGAACCAUAUAUGCUCACCUUCACCGACAUCGUUCAGCGGAGAAACCCAUCAAUUGAAACACUUCUGACCAUCUUGGUUCAGUUGCCAGGAGAUACAAACUUCUCAACCUUCUAUUCAAUGGCUACCCAACCCUCUCACAGAACUUCUUUCAUUAAAUCAUCAAUACAAAAAGCCAGGCUUUAUGGGUUUCGCGGCCUGGAUCUUUGUUGCGUCACACCGGACACAAACACAACCAAGAUGGAAUCUAUGGGAAUUCUCUUUGACGAAUGGAGAACUGCGAUAAAUAGGGAAUCGAAGAAUUCCACCCGAUCACCGCUCGUUUUGACAAUGGCCGGUCAUUAUUUGCCUUCAAAAAACACCACAAGCUAUCCGAUGGAGUCGAUUCAAAGGAACCUCGAUUGGGUACACAUCGUAUCGUACUUCUAUCACUUACCCACCAUGGAAAACUUCACGGGCGCUCAUUCUGCUUUGUUUGACCCCUCGAGCAAUGUAAGUACGGAUUAUGGAAUUAAGGAAUGGAUAAGCAGAGGGUUACCUGCUAACAAGAUGGUUCUGGGGUUACUAUACGAGGGGUAUGCGUGGACACUUCUGGACCCCUCGGCCAAUGAGAUCGGAUCACCUGCAACGGGUCCCGCCAUUACGCGUGAUGGUUCGAUGUUCUACAAGGACAUCAAGUCAAAGAUGGGAUGUGAUGGAGAAAAAGUAGUGUAUAACUCCACUUAUGUCACGAAUUACUGCAUUAAUGAUUCAGUUUGGAUGGGUUAUGAUGAUGUGGAGGCUAUCAGAACUAAGAUUUCGUAUGCAAGAGAGAAAGGGCUUCUGGGUUACAAAGUAUGGCAUGUCGCCAAUGAUUACAAUUGGGAGCUUUCUAAGGCGGCAGCACAAGAAGAUGAGAAUGAUCCUAGAAACAAGAGACACCUGUUGCUAGUAAUCUUGCUUUCAACUGCAGCCACAUUAACCCUUCUACUAGUUUCUGCGACGUGGUAUCUGCGUCAGAGAGCAAGCAGAAACAAAGGAUUGAUGGACAACGAAAAAGAAUUGCAAUCUUUAUUCAAAUCUACCAUGGCAUCUCCUGGAAGUGCAAAUGCUCCUAAUUUGCUAGUAUUUAGUAUCAUUGACCUUGUGGAAGCUACCAAUAAUUUUUCAUUUGAAAAUAAGCUCGGAGAGGGUGGAUACGGACCUGUUUACAAGGGUAUAUUACGUAAUGGACAAGAAAUAGCAGUAAAGAGACUCUCAAGGACUUCUACACAAGGAUUUGAAGAGUUCAAGAAUGAGGUCAUGCUUACUGCUAAACUGCAGCAUGUAAAUCUUGUAAGAGUUCUGGGAUUUUGCACCGAAAAAGAAGAACAAAUGUUGAUCUACGAAUACAUGCCAAACAAAAGCCUGGAUCAUUUUGUCUAUGAUCCAAUGAGGGGAUCACUUUUAGAUUGGGGAAAACGAGUUCAAAUCAUUGAAGGGGUUACUCAGGGGCUCUUGUACCUCCAAGAGUACUCAAGAUUGACAAUAAUUCAUAGGGAUUUGAAAGCCAGCAACAUUUUGUUAGACAACGAGAUGAAGCCCAAGAUCGCGGACUUUGGCAUGGCUAGAAUUUUCCAGAAAGAUGAAUUCGAAGGCAACACUGACCGGAUUGUUGGAACAUAUGGUUAUGUACCUCCUGAAUAUGUAAAACGUGGCAUAUACUCCACUAAAUCAGAUGUUUAUAGCUUCGGAGUUCUUCUUUUACAAAUCAUUAGCGGAAAGCGGAAUAAUUGUUCACAUGGCCUUCAUGAAGACUUAAACCUUCUAGACUAUGCAUAUGAUUUGUGGAAGUGUGGGAAAUGCGUGGAGUUCAUGGAUCCAUCGCUCGACGAUACAGAAUCAUUUUGUAAAUUAGUGAGAUGCAUGCAAAUAGCUUUGCUAUGUGUCCAAGAAAAUCCAGCCGAUAGACCCUCCAUGUUGGAACUCUCGUCGAUGCUGAAAAAUGAAACUGCCGCCAUGAACACCCCCAAAAAACCUGCUUUUUCUACGAGAAGAGAUGAAGAUGAAGUUCAAGUUCAAGAGUCUACAUCUCAACAAGAAAUUUGGUCAGUUGGUGAUGUAUCCUUUACCCAAUUGGUAGCCCGAUGAAGGUUAAUUCUCCUUUUUUCCUGAAGUUUGGGCAAAUUAAUAUGAUUAUUCCUAUGCCUCUAUUUAUAUUGCCAGAAAUACAACUUGUCUUGCUCUAGAACAAUCAUUGCUCCUUUUUGUUCAUCAAUGUUGUUACUCUGGCAAUUUUUGUCAUUAUUCUUUGACCAGGUAUAGUAAUCACAAUGAUGGUAUGCAUUUAAUA